AUGGCGACAACGUCGGUGGUGCCGGCGAACCGCCGCAGGGCGGUGAACGCGGCCGAGGAGAUGGACUUCGAGACCACGGAGGGUGUGAAGGCCAUCGCGAGCUUCGAAGAGAUGGGGAUAAAGGACGAUCUGCUUCGCGGAAUCUACCAGUACGGCUUCGAGAAACCCUCAGCCAUUCAGCAACGGGCUGUCACGCCAAUCAUCCAGGGCCGUGAUGUCAUCGCUCAGGCCCAAUCUGGAACCGGCAAAACCUCCAUGAUUGCCCUCACCGUUUGCCAGGUCGUCGAUACCUCCGUCAGAGAGUUAGGGUUUUUUAGUGGUACGGUGUGUGGAGAGGUGUUAAGUCGCGGUUUCGUCGUGGUUUUGAUAUUCCUGGAAAUUGUGGCCAAACAAUGGAUUUUAGUAGUUCAGGCCUUGAUACUGUCACCAACAAGGGAACUGGCCUCACAGACUGAAAAGGUUAUAUUGGCCAUUGGGGAUUUCAUUAACAUACAAGCACAUGCUUGCAUUGGAGGUAAAAGUGUGGGUGAAGAUAUUAGGAAACUUGAGUAUGGAGUACAUGUUGUCUCUGGAACUCCUGGCCGAGUCUGUGACAUGAUCAAAAGGAGAACAUUGCGCACAAGAGCUAUCAAGAUGCUAGUUCUGGACGAAUCUGAUGAGAUGUUGAGCAGAGGAUUUAAAGAUCAAAUUUAUGAUGUGUAUAGAUAUCUCCCACCGGACCUUCAGGUUGUCUUGAUUUCUGCUACCCUUCCUCAUGAAAUACUGGAAAUGACAAACAAAUUCAUGACAGAUCCUGUAAGGAUCCUUGUAAAACGUGAUGAAUUGACAUUGGAGGGCAUCAAGCAAUUUUUUGUUGCAGUCGAAAGGGAGGAAUGGAAGUUUGAUACCCUGUGUGAUCUUUAUGAUACCCUCACUAUCACUCAAGCUGUUAUAUUCUGUAACACUAAGCGAAAGGUGGACUGGCUAACUGAAAAAAUGCGUAACAAUAAUUUCACUGUCUCAUCAAUGCACGGUGACAUGCCUCAGAAAGAAAGAGAUGCUAUUAUGGGAGAAUUUCGUGCUGGAACAACCAGAGUUCUAAUAACAACUGAUGUUUGGGCCCGUGGUCUUGAUGUGCAGCAGGUUUCUCUAGUUAUCAAUUAUGACCUUCCAAAUAAUCGAGAGCUUUACAUUCAUCGGAUUGGUCGAUCUGGACGUUUCGGACGAAAGGGUGUUGCAAUAAAUUUUGUGAAGAGUGAUGACAUCAAGAUUUUGAGAGACAUUGAACAGUACUACAGUACUCAGAUUGAUGAAAUGCCAAUGAAUGUUGCUGAUCUUAUAUAA
Messenger RNA from Sphenostylis stenocarpa, 1323 nucleotides. Lineage: Eukaryota; Viridiplantae; Streptophyta; Magnoliopsida; Fabales; Fabaceae. The record is from the annotation of a GenBank genome assembly.